This is a messenger RNA of Phytophthora nicotianae INRA-310, 1425 nucleotides long. RefSeq lists its product as hypothetical. The record is from RefSeq and is a predicted model, not a curated record. Gene Ontology annotation, biological process: retrograde vesicle-mediated transport, Golgi to endoplasmic reticulum; endoplasmic reticulum to Golgi vesicle-mediated transport; intra-Golgi vesicle-mediated transport. NCBI's taxonomy places the organism in Eukaryota, Oomycota, Peronosporomycetes, Peronosporales, Peronosporaceae. Gene Ontology annotation, cellular component: COPI vesicle coat. Gene Ontology annotation, molecular function: structural molecule activity; protein binding. The coding region runs from base 72 to 950 and encodes 292 amino acids. The transcript has a single exon.
CGAAAAUCCAACUUCAGCCCCCUCAUACAGUUUUCCAUACAACAACAACACACGAUCUCCUAGUAGCAGAUAUGGCCGAACCGGACGAGCUCUUCACGCUAAAGAACCAGCUCUGGGUGGGCAACUACCAGAACGCGCUGAGCGAGGGUACCAUGCUUAACCACGUAGGCGAGGCGCUGCGCAACGAGCGCGAUGUGUACGUGUACCGCGCGCAAUUAGCGCUGGGCAACUUUCCCCUCGUGCUCCAGAGUAUCCCGGACGCUGGCAACACGCCGAUUGCGUUGAGCGCCGUGAAGCUCUGGGCUACGUACCUUAGCGGCCAGAUCGAUAAGGAAAUGAUCGACCUGACGCUCAAGGAGUGGCUGGCUGACCCCACGAGCGGUGAGAACGCACAUUUGCUGCUAAUCGCAGGCCAGAUCUACGCACGCGAGGGCAAACUCUCGGACGCGCUGUCGGCGCUGACCCGUGGCGGCUCGCUCGAGCACAUGCUGUACAUUGUACACUUGUACCUGCAGAUGGACCGACUGGACCUGGCUCAGAAGACGGUGCAGGAGAUGAAGCGCAUCGAGGAGGACUCGACGCUGACGCAGCUGGCACAGGCCUGGUGUCUGACGUUGCAGGGCGGUGACAAGGCUGACGAGGCCACGCUGCACUUCCAGGAACUGGCGGACAGGUUCGGCUCUACGCCACUUCUGCUGAACGGCGCGGCGGCGGCCUUCAUGGCGCUCAAGAACUACGUGGAGGCCGAGCGACUGCUGCUUGAAGCCAUCCAGAAGGACCCUAGCAACGAGGACACGCUGAUCAACCUGAUUGCGGUCAGUGCGCACCUGAGCAAACCCACGCACCAGUACAUUGUGCAGCUGCAACAGGUCGCGCCGGCAAGUUCGUGGCUCGAGAACUACGUGUUGUUGGACCGGGGCUUCUCCGAAAUGGCGGCCACCUUUGCGUAAGCGUGACGGAGAGGACAAAACCGGAGAGAUGCAUACAUAUACGUGAUAAAAUCAACAUGAGAGAGAAGGAGCAAGCAAGGAAGUCUGUAUUGUCUUAAUUUGGUCAGCAAAUUUUCCACUUCAGAAUGGCAAGACAUGGUUCCUUGCUCACCGUUGGCUGCUCUGACCGUUGAACCUACAACUUCCCCAGCGCAUUAUUGUUUUCUGUAUUAGUUUGGGGAUAGCAGUUCGGCAGUAGCGUCUUCGCCGACAACGUUCUAACGCGACAACUCCUUGUUCAUGAACUUUCGCUUGGCGAAGAGCAUCCACCACUUGCUCUUCUCUCCAUUCGGGAACACCUCGUCCACCAGGCGGAAAGCGAUUGCUUCGCGUAGCUGUUUGAAAAAUCCGCGAAUAGUUUCUGCAAAGACAAGAGCAAGAGCAGACCCGUCAACUUCAAACGAACUGUGUAAUAACAUGCACAUACACUUACCUG